AUGUUGCAGUAUUCAUUUGCAAACGCUUUGGAUGCGCAUAGACUCCUUGAAUGGGCAAAGCUUCUCGGUGUGACGUUAUUUGGAAGCAUUAUAUCUUUGAUUAUCUACACACUGGUUCAUCAUGCCUUCUUCCACCCUCUGGCCAAAUACCCAGGCCCCGUCCUCGCAAAGUUCACCAACCUAUACAGUGCCUACCAUGCCUGGAAAGGUGAUAUACACACAGACAUAUUGAGAUGUCACGAGAAGUAUGGGGUAUGGGUGCGCUAUGCACCGAACCGCGUCUUGAUCAACACCGUGGGCGGUCUUCGAGAUGUCUAUGGCCACGGCGCACCUGUGACCAAAGGCCACUCCUACAAGGUCCUGUCGGCUAGGGCGCCCAACACCCUGACUAUGCAAGAUAAGGUCCAACACUCUCGUCGCAGACGGGUUCUCAGUCAGGCGUUCUCCGAGAGCAGCUUGCGGAAGUUCGAGCCCGUCAUGCAGGCCCGGAUUGAUAGGUUUCUACGGGUUGUACGUGGUGCCGACCUGCAGGCAGGACAAUGGUCAGAGCCUUCGAAUAUGGCCCAUCGAUUCACACAUUUGGCAUUCGACACGAUGACUGCCCUCACAUUCGACAUCGACUACCGCACGAUAGAAGAUGGCGAGUACCGCUUCGUGAUGGACACAAUCGAGAAGUCAAAUGUCCGGCUCGCCGCGCUGUGGCAAAUGCCCAACCUGACCUUCGGGGGCCUGGAUCGCAAGCUACUACCAGAGUCAGACAAGGCAGCCAAGAGAUUUGUGUUGUUUCUCCGAUCACUGAUGAAGAUCCGGCUAGGGGAGGACAAAGCGGACAACAACGACAUUUUCUCGUUCCUGCAACAGUGCAAAGACUCGGACACGGGGCAGCAUCUGACGCUGAAGGAGCUGAGCACGGAGACGGCAACAUUUGUCGUGGCUGGUGUUGAUACCUCAUCGACGACGAUGGCUGCGAUGGCCCACUACCUUUCAUGCACGGACAAGGCCUACCGUCAAGCAGUGGAAGAGGUCCGCGCAGCGUUUGACUCGGUCGAGGAAAUUCAACUCGGGAAGAAGCUCAACUCGUGCGUGUUCCUAAGAGCCUGCAUGGAUGAAGCGCUACGCUUGUCCCCGCCGGGAGGAGGUCCGCCGUGGCGUGUCAUCGACAACGACAAGGGCAUGAUGAUCAAUGGGCAGUUCGUGCCGCCCGGAUGCGAGGUCGGCUCGGGGAUCUACGCAAUGCAGCGCAGUCCUGCGAACUGGGAACACCCCCAUCGGUUCAUACCCGAGCGGUGGGCCGACGAGGUGGAGGGCCGGCGUCCAUAUUUCCCCUUCAAUAUCGGUCCUAGAAGCUGCGUUGGGAAACCGCUAGCAAUUGCGCAAAUCAUGCUGACGUUCGCUCGCCUGCUGUUUGAGUUCGACUUCGAGAGGGCAGAAGAGACAACGAGGAGUAAAGCAAAUCUCGACAUGUUGGACUCGCAAACGAUCCCGUAUGUUCUGAGAGACCAUGUGACGGGGCAGAAAGAUGGACCGAUGCUGCGAUUCCGCCCGAGAUUCUGA
Messenger RNA from Fusarium falciforme, 1554 nucleotides. Its product is annotated as Cytochrome P450. The coding region runs from base 1 to 1554 and encodes 517 amino acids. Gene Ontology annotation, molecular function: oxidoreductase activity, acting on paired donors, with incorporation or reduction of molecular oxygen; monooxygenase activity; iron ion binding. NCBI's taxonomy places the organism in Eukaryota, Fungi, Ascomycota, Sordariomycetes, Hypocreales, Nectriaceae. The record is from RefSeq and is a predicted model, not a curated record. The transcript has 6 exons.